Molecule: messenger RNA, 2820 nt
Organism: Thyridium curvatum
Lineage: Eukaryota; Fungi; Ascomycota; Sordariomycetes; Thyridiales; Thyridiaceae
Exons: 1
Coding region: 1-2820 (939 amino acids)
Biological process (GO): protection from non-homologous end joining at telomere; double-strand break repair via nonhomologous end joining; interstrand cross-link repair
Molecular function (GO): damaged DNA binding; 5'-3' DNA exonuclease activity
Source: RefSeq, a predicted model, not a curated record
AUGGCCGCCACGAAGUCGGCGGCCAAGGCGACGCCGAGGGCGACAAAGACCAAGACGAGCACGCCGUCCAAAACGCCCCUAGCCAAGUCCAAGGGCGCAGGAAACUCCAGCAUCCUGUCCUUCUUCAAAAAGGCCGAGGACUCGCUGUUCGUCGCUGGUGUCGAGAGGGGAGCUCCGCAAUCCGCACUGCUGCCGGAGGAGGAGGGUCUGUACGACGAUGACGACGAAGGGCCUCCCAAGGAGGACGCGAGGUUCAAUGAAGUGCAGGGGUCUGUCAAGAGGAGGAAGCUGAGCAGCGAACCCGAAGAGAUCCAGGGGACUGCGACAAUACACCCGCAGCCGCCCGCGCAGUCGAGGAAAGCGUCGCGCAAGGGUCCGUUCCUCGACGAUUCGGACUCGGAGGACGAGGACACUGCGCCCACCGGUGCGGAGACUUCAAAGCCUCUAAUUGGAGAGCCCUCCAAGGAUCACGAUCCGCAAGACACGGUCAAGCCCGAAGCCCCUCCGGACGACGACCGCUCCAUCCUCAACAUCAUCACCCACGCGACCGAGGCCGCCUCGGACACCCCCGAACUCAAGCAGGAACCCUCCACAGAAGACCUAUUUGGCGAUUUUGCGGACGCAAACUUCCCCGACGACGACGAUUACGAAGGCGAAGAGUUCCGCGAGAGGAAGUUUAUGGAGGAACAGGCCAGGCUCGAGGCCGAGGAGGCAGGAGACUACAGCUGUGACGAUGGAGUCGAGAUCCCGACGGUGCAGGACGACGCCAUGGCCGCCUGCUGCCCCAUCUGCAAUGCCAGUCUCGCCGGCAUCACGGCAGACGAGGCGACCGUCCAUGUCAAUGCCUGCCUCGACGGCAAGCCGAUCCCCGUGCCGACACCUGCAUCACGGCCUCGACCGCCGCCAGCCCUUCUCAAGUCCGAGACGUCCAACGGCUUUGCCCAGGUGGAAGCGCCCGAAAUCAGCAGGCGUUUCGCCCGAGCCGCGAUGCCCAGGCCCGGGCAGUCGAACCCCAUCACGCUUGGCGGCGAAGGCGGUGCCGGGCCCGGGUUAGCCAAGCCCAACUCGGCCUUUGCCAAGUUGAUGUCGGGCCACGCCGAGGACGAGGCGUGGGCGACUGCCGCCGCCGCAGAACACUCUGCCCGCGGCAAGCCGGCGUACCAGAGGACGUGCCCCUUCUACAAGAUCAUGCCCGGCUUCUUCAUCUGCGUCGACGCCUUUCGGUACGGCGCCGUCCAGGGCUGCAAUGCCUACUUUCUCUCCCACUUCCACAGCGACCACUACGUCGGGCUGACGGCCAACUGGACCCACGGGCCCAUCUACUGCAGCAAGGUCACCGGCAGCCUCGUCAAGAGCCAGCUGAGGACCGCCGAGAAGUGGGUGGUCGAGCUCGAGUUCGACGUCAAGACCGAAGUCCCCGGCACCGAGGGCGUCUUCGUGACCAUGAUCCCCGCCAACCACUGCCCGGGCAGCAGCCUGUUCCUGUUCGAGAAGACGACGCCAGGGAGCCGCGACCCGCGCGCCAACAACGGCAAGGGGCCCCGGACGCAGCGCAUCCUGCACUGCGGCGACUUCCGGGCCUGCCGGAUGCACAUGGAGCACCCGCUGCUGCGGCCCGAGACGGUCGACGCCGUCUCGGGCAGGACGAGGCAGCAGAAGAUUGACGUCUGCUACCUCGACACGACCUACCUCAACCCGCGCUACUCGUUCCCGCCGCAGGAGGACGUCAGCGGCUCGUGCGCCCAGCUCUGCGCCGAGCUGGACGAGGCGCUCCGGGACGGCAGGGAGGCCGAGUGGGACAAGAUCCUGCGCCGGCGGGAGGGCAGCGGCGCGGCCGACAACGAGACGAUGAGCAAGUUUUUUGCUCCCGUCGUGGACGGGACCAAGCCCAAGAAGGAGAAGCAGGAGCCGCCGCCGGCGCACGACGCCUUCUCGGCGCUGACGGGGCCGGCGCAGCAGCAGCGCAACCGGAACCGCCUGCUGGUCGUGUGCGGCACGUACAGCAUCGGCAAGGAGCGCAUCUGCAAGUCGAUCGCGCUGGCGCUGCGCACCAAGAUCUUUGCGCCGCCGGCCAAGCGGCGCGUCGUGGCGCAGCUCGGCGACCCGGAGCUCGCGGCGCUCAUGACGGCCGACCCGGCGCGGGCGCAGGUGCACAUGCAGAUGCUCAUGGAGCUGCGGGCCGAGACGCUGGCCGAGUACCUCGAGUCGUACCGGCCGCACUUUGGCCGCGUCGUCGGGUUCCGGCCCUCGGGGUGGAACUACAGGCCGACCAUGGCGAACAACUCUUCUGUAGGUGGUGGUGGUAGUGGCAAGAAAGCAGGAGGGGCAGCUGGCGGACAGGGACCGCAGGCGGCGGCGGCGGCGGCCGCCGUCGUCGGGGCCAACCUGCCGCCCAGCAGCGUGCCGACGGCGAGCAUCCUGCACGGGCCCGGGUGGCGCACGCGGUUCGGCGCGCGGGACCUGGUGCCGCAGCGGGGCAGCACGCGCGAGGCCCUGUGCUUCGGCGUGCCCUACAGCGAGCACAGCUCGUUCCGCGAGCUGGCGCUGUUCGUCAUGGGCCUGCGCAUCGAGCGCGUCGUGCCGACGGUCAACGUCGGGAGCGAGCCCUCGCGGCGGCGGAUGAAGGGCUGGCUCGACCGGUGGGGGAGCGAGCGGCGGCGGGGCGGGGUCGUGAGGGUCCUCGUCGAUGAGGAGGAUCGUGGGGACGAUGGGGAUGGGGAUGGGGAUAUGGAGGACGAGGGGAAGCAAAAGAGCCGGGAGAGGGACGAGGUGAAGUUGUGGGAUGGUAAGGAUGGGAGGGGUGGUGGUGUUUACUGGUAG